Andrographis paniculata is the source of this 1443-nucleotide messenger RNA. RefSeq lists its product as uncharacterized. Gene Ontology annotation, molecular function: double-stranded DNA binding. Gene Ontology annotation, cellular component: chloroplast. Bases 61 to 1233 code for a protein of 390 amino acids. NCBI's taxonomy places the organism in Eukaryota, Viridiplantae, Streptophyta, Magnoliopsida, Lamiales, Acanthaceae. The transcript has a single exon. Gene Ontology annotation, biological process: chloroplast organization; regulation of DNA-templated transcription. The record is from RefSeq and is a predicted model, not a curated record.
UGUUGAUCUCCAUGUGUUGUCUUGUUUAUUUGUUCCGUUGUUAGAAAAUUGUUCAAUCCGAUGUUCAAUCUUUUGCGAUUUGUUAGGGUUUGUAAUUUUGGGUGUUACCCGAAAUAUUUGGGUUUUCCCCAACAUGCCAAUUCGAUAAUUAGGUCUUUCUGCGAGUCGGCAAACAAUGUCUGUGAUCAACAGCGAUCUCAGACAUUGUCUUUUUUGAUAAAUUCCUGCAAACUGUCCCCUGUAGCUGCUACAGUUGUGUCCGAAAAGCUAAUCCUCAAAUCCCUGAGGAAUGCAGAGUCUGUGUUAACCAUCCUCAAAACUUAUGGUUUCAGUGAUGUACAAAUCACUAGAUUAGUAACUAAGUAUUCCAAGUUACUCUCCUCCCACCCUGACAAAACUGUUUUGCCUAAACUCAGAUUUUUCGAUUCAAUAGGCAUGCCUCAUCAUGUUCUAACAGGGAUGAUUAGCAGAUGCCCUACUCUUCUAGGUUCCAGCCUUGACAAAUGCAUCAUCCCAUUUUAUGAUUAUCUGAAGAAUAUAUUGCAAAGUGAUAAGAAGGUAGUACGUGCAUUCAGUACCAUAGGGCCGCAUUCUCUUACGACUACUUUAAAUCAUCGUGCUUCUGCUAAUGUCGAUAUCUUGAGGAAGUAUGGAGUGAGUGAUUCUAACAUCAAGUUUUUGCUGGAAUAUCAUUCUAAUGUACUGACGAGGAAAAUUGAUUGGGUUGUUAAGGCAGUGGAAAGGGCUAUUGAAUUGGGGAUGGACACCUCUAAGUUUUCCUUUAUCCUUGCAGUCCAUACACUUUCUUGCUUGAGCAAGUCAGCUUGGAAGCGCAAGGAAGAAUUGUAUCGUAGAUGUGGUUGGUCGGACCCUGAUAUCCUUACGGCCUUUUCACUUCAUCCGUAUUGUAUGCUGGUAUCUGAGGAUAAGAUUAUGCGCACAAUGGAGUUUCUUGUGAAGGAGAUGGACUGCCAACCAAAAGAUAUAGCUAAAACUCCACGGGUCCUUUUGUACUGUUUGGAUAAGAGAGUCGCACCCAGAUGCCGGGUCAUUAAGCUCUUGAUGGAAAAGGGUUUGUUAGAGAGAUCCUAUAAACUUUCAUCUUUGAUUUCUUACAGUGAACAUUGUUUCCUGGAGAGAUUUGUUAGGAAACACGGCCAUGUUCCUGAGCUUCUGGAAGUUUAUCGCGGCGUUAGGGCUCAAUCGAUUGGCAAUAGAAUGAAAAACUUAUAGAUACGUAAGAGACGAUCUAGUGGUGUGAGAAUGGACUAAUGACUGUGAGAUUAUGGAUUCAAACUCGGACGCUUUCAGGUCUUGUCUGUUAUAUAUGAUUAUUUUUAUAGAUACUCUAUGUAUAAAUAUGUUGUUUUCGCAUUGAGGCUCAUUUUUCACCUAGCAUACUCUAGCGGAAGUUCUUCUCAAAAUAAAUCAACUUGUAUGUUA